UUUUAUUCUGAUUUUUGACCGACUUGUUCUCUGCUUCUGGGCGAUGGAUACCUAGAUCCAUGUUCUGACGGUGAUAUAAAUAAUGAUUUGAGUUCACUCUAUGUAGAAAUAAUCGACAAGAAUCGAUCGUACUACAAAUGCACGAUUUGUGGGCGAAAGUUGUCGAGGAAACAAAGACUCAAAACACACUUGAGUUGUGUUCAUGGCAAAGGUUCAAGCUUUUACUAGUUAUCCAGGAGAGGUCAGCUCUCCAGUCACAUACAACAAAACACCAGGAGAUGUGGCACAACAUACUGGAGUGGACACUGGAUCAUUGUAUGGUGGAGUUUUUGCUGGGAUAAUAAUCUUGGCUUUUGCGAUCAUCAUUAUUGCUUUAAUUAUAAGAAAACACAGAAGACGAAGAGAUUCCACAGAACUCAAGAACAAUCGUUAUGCUGUGGCUAACUCUAAUGACAGUGGGAUAGGAGAUAAGGACUCUCUUGACCGUGUGCCUGGGAUCAAGUAUCUUCAAGGGCGACGUGGAUCAGAAGAUGUAGUGGGUCCAGGAAAGUUUGUAACAAUCAAACCCAUUCCUAUUGAAAAGCUGAGAGAAUACUGUGAAAUCAAUCAAGCUGAUGGCAACAAGGCAUUUAGAGAAGAGUUUGUGUCCAUCCGGGUACCAGGAAACUUCACAUGGGAGAGCAGCCAGAGACCAGAAAAUAAAGCCAAGAACAGAUACAAGAACAUUAUUCCAUAUGACCACACGAGGGUGCAAUUAGUGGAGUUGGAUGGUUAUCCAGGAAGUGAUUACAUCAAUGCCAACUUCAUUGAUGGUUACAAUCAUCACUGCAAGUUCAUUGCUACACAAGGUCCUGUUGCUAGCACAUUUGGAGACUUCUGGCGAACGGUCUGGGACCAAGGCGUUUGUAUCAUUGUCAUGGUUACAAACAUGGUGGAAGGAGGACGGAUAAAGUGUCUGAAGUAUUGGCCGAGCGCCAGUCCAGAAAUGUACGGUCCUGUCCUGGUUUCUCCGGGUGAUGAGGAAGAACUUGCUGACUAUGUGAUUAGAAAGUUUUCUGUUCAGAUGACCUCAGACACAGCCGAGUAUCGCGCUCGUGAGGUGAUACAGUAUCACUUCACGGCUUGGCCUGAUCAGGGGGUCCCUACCCACGCAACCUCCUUGCUUGCUUUCCUGAAGAAGGUCCGUGCCUCUGUGCCAGAGGAUUCUGGGCCCAUUUUGACCCACUGCAGUGCUGGUGUAGGACGCACCGGGACAUACAUUGUACUUGACGCCAUGUUGGACCAAAUAGAUGCUGAGGGGGUGGUAGACAUCUAUGGUUUUGUCUGUCAUAUCCGUCAACAGAGAAGCGCCAUGGUGCAGACAGAGGCCCAGUACGUAUUUAUCCAUGACGCUCUGGUGGAGUAUGUCACAUGUGGCAGUACAGAAUUUGCUGUGCGUGACCUACCAGAGAAUUUGCGUGUUCUUAACACCAUUGAUCCAGACAGUGGAGAUUCGCUUCUGGUGGUGGAAUUCAAGAACCUUGGCCUGGGUGACUCAGAUUACGAUUCAUUCAUCAGCGCCUCUCAGCCUGAAAAUAAAUCCAAGAACAGAUUUGCCAUACUCCCAUUUGAUCGAUCAAGAGUAAAACUGUGGCCUUUCACGGGUAUGGUGGGGUCUGAUUACAUAAACGCAAGUUUUGUAGACAGUUUCCAGCAGCGCGAGGCAUUCAUUGCCACCCAGGCCCCGUUGGAUACUACGGUCGUUGAUUUCUGGCGAAUGACCUGGGAAUAUGAAGCUAAUUGCAUUGUCAUGUUAUGCACACAGAACGAGAGAGAAGAGGGAAUCUGUGCAUCUUAUUUGCCUCACAAAGAGGAGUUCAUUGUUUAUGGUUUGUUGAUGAUCGAGAUUGAAGCGGAAGAUCUGAGAAAUGGUUUCUGUAGAAGACAACUGAAAAUUACGAACACAAAGAGCGGUGAAGAGCGCACCCUUUAUCAUUUUCAUUUCACGGACUGGGCAGAGCGCUCAAUUCCUCUUAAUGGUGUCGGGCUUCUUGACAUGAUGAAAUGUAUCACAAGGGUGCAGCAGCAGACAGGCAAUGGACCAAUAGUCGUCCACUGCAGUGAUGGAAGUGGUCGUACUGGCACUUUCUGCGCUAUUAAUAUAGCGCUGGAGCGGGUCAAACUUGAUGGUUCAGUAGACAUGUUUCAGACCGUACGGCGCUUGCGUACUCAGAGACCUCUUAUGGUACAGACAGCGGAGCAGUACAAGUUCUGUUACGAAAUGGUACGAUUGUUUGUGGACUCCUUCAGCGAUUAUGCGAACUUCAAGUGAUGCGAAAAUGCUGGAAUAUCUUCACAAACAAGACAAGUGCUAUACAAAGUGUUGCAUAUUACGUGAUGCCUCUUGUCUCAGAGAGCUGGUAGAGCCCUUUAACAUUAUUUAUGAAAAAGAUUCAAUGCCCUCUUUGUUGGAGAAGUCAGCACCAUUUCUCAUCAGAUAGAGAGAACAGACAACUCAAGAAAUAGAUACAGUGAUCUUUUAUUCUCGAUGAAUGAAAAAAAAACCCUGUACGGAAAGAGAACUUCAUGCCAUAACGAAGUGAAGUUCAUGAGUUGUUGGUAGUGGUUCUUUGAAGUUAAAAUGUGCUUCCCAAGUGCACUUAAAAGGAAAGGAACGAUUGUUUCGAUCACGGUAUUAAUUUUGUUUCUGCAAUAAUGUUUAAUUUUCAUGGGUAUUUUCUUGGAAAAGUGAUGUAAUAGUUAAGAUAUUUUAAAAUUGGUGCUAAAUUGCUCAGACGCAUAAUUCUAGAAUCUCUGUAAUUUCAACUGGACCUCACUUGACUUAUCCACGGUUUCAUUAGGGUGUUAU
Molecule: messenger RNA, 2848 nt
Organism: Pocillopora verrucosa
Lineage: Eukaryota; Metazoa; Cnidaria; Anthozoa; Scleractinia; Pocilloporidae
Source: RefSeq, a predicted model, not a curated record